AUGAUGAGGGGGUGUGGCCUCGUCUAACAUGAUGAGGAGGUGUGGCCUGGUCUAACAUGAUGAGGGGGUGUGGCCUGGUCUAACAUGAUGAGGGGGUGUGGCCUGGUCUAACAUGAUGAGGGGGUGUGGCCUGGUCUAACAUGAUGAGGGGGUGUGGCCUGGUCUAACAUGAUGAGGGGGUGUGGCCUGGUCUAACAUGAUGAGGGGGUGUGGCCUGAUCUAACAUGAUAAGGCGGUGUGGCCUCGUCUAACAUAGUGUACUUGAAUGGAUCUUAAACACAGAAUGGACAGCUGGUAUAAUUCAGUGUGACAAAAUGUUUCCAAAUAUCAGUUUGUUGGAUAAGAUGAUGAAUGAAUGAAAAUCACCCACAAGUGUACUUCUAAGAUUAUGUUGUUACUUGCAUAUUACUAGCAUGUUGGCUACACCAUUUAUGUACACCAGGACUCCAUUCUGUGCCUGUGUAGUAGCCAGUGGUUUGGCCCACUUCACCGAAUCUGCCUUGUCAUUCAGCAAGUCACACUACGUAAAAGGGCUACUUUGGCCAAGAUGACAGACACGUGCAGAUAGCCUUAAUAGCCCAGAGAAGAUUAGUGUGUGUAAUAAGCUUUUUGUGCGUAUGGAAAAAUUCGGGGGUCUUUUAUUUCCGCUAAUGAAACAUGGGACCGACGCUUUACAUGUUGUGUUUAUAUUUGAUGAUAAACCCUAACCCCCUUCUUCUUUCCUUCCUGCCAAUCUCCAGGUCUUCCAGAACAGUAUUACAGCCUGACCUGGUUCCUGAGCCCCAUCCUGGGCCUGAUCUUCACACCUCUGAUUGGCUCAGCCAGCGACCGCUGCACCCUGAAAUGGGGCCGGCGACGUCCUUUCAUCCUGGCCCUGUGUGUGGGCGUGCUGUUCGGAGUGGCACUCUUCCUCAACGGGUCACUCAUAGGUAAUAAAUAAUAUAUUAUAAACUGGGUGGUUCGAGCCCUGAAUGCUGAUUGGCUGACAGCCAUGGUAUAUCAGACCGUAUACCAUGUGUGUGACGAAACAUUUAUUUUUUCCAAAGCAACUACAGUCAUGCAUGCAUACAUACAUACAUACAUAUGGGUGGUCCAGUAUGAAAAAAUAAAAAAAAAAUGUAUGCACUGGAUAAGAGCGUCUGCUAAAUGACAAAAAAUGUAAAUGUCCCGGGAAUCGAACCCACUAUCCUGGCGUUGCAAGCGCCAUACUCUACCAACGGAGCUACAGAGGACCGACGUUGGGACUGGGUGUUAGGGUUAAGAGAAGAAGAAAAAUUCCCAUUGCGAAAUAAUGCUUUUCAGCCUAUUAAUUGAUGGAAAUACCAGUCGGUGUAAAUACAGUACCAGUCAAAAUUUUGGACACACCUACUCAUUCCAGUGUUUUUCUUUAUUUUUACUAUUUUCUACAUUGUAGAAUAAUAGAGAAGACAUCAAAACUAUGAAAUAACACAAAUGGAAUCAUGUAGUAACCAAAUAAGGGUUAAACAAAUCAAAAUAUAUUUGAGAUUUGAGAUUCUUCAAAGUUGCCACCCUUGCCUUGAUGACAGCUUUGCACACGCUUGACAUUCUCUCAACCAGCUUCACCUGGAAUGCUUUUCCAACAGUCUUGAAGGAGUUCCCACAUAUGCUGAGCACUUGUUGGCUGCUUUUCCUUCACUCUGCGGUCCGACUCAUUCCAAACCAUCUCAAUUGGGUUGAGGUCAGGGGAUUGUGGAGGCCAGGUCAUCUGAUGCAGCACUCCAUCACUCUCCUUCUUGGUAAAAUAGCCCUUACACAGCCUGGAGGUGUGUUGGGUCAUUGUCCUUUUGAAAAACAAAUGAUAGUCCCACUAAGCGCAAACCAGAUGGGAUGGCGUAUUGCUGCAGAAUGCUGUGGUAGCCAUGCUGGUUAAGUGUGCCUUGAAUAAAUCACAGACAGUGUCACCAGCAAAGCACCCCACACCAUAACACCUCCUCCUCCAUGCUUCACGGUGGGAACCACACAUGCGGAGAUCAUCCGUUCACCUACUCUGCGUCUCACAAAGACACGGCAGUUGGAACCAAAAAUCUCAAAUUUGGACUCAUCAGACCAAAGGACAUAUUUCCACCAGUCUAAUGUCCAUUGCUCGUGUUUCUUGGCCCAAGCAAGUCUCUUCUUAUUAUUGCUGUCCUUUAGUAGUGGUUUCUUUGCAGCAAUUCAACCAUGAAGGCCUGAUUCAUGCAGUCUCCUCUGAACAGUUGAUGUUGAGAUGUGUCUGUUACUUGAACUAUGUGAAGCAUUUAUUUGGGGUGCAAUUUCUGAGGCUGGUAACUCUAAUGAACUUAUCCUCUGCAGCAGAGGUAACUCUGGGUCUUACUUUCCUGUGUCGGUCCUCAUGAGAGCCAGUUUCAUCAUAGCGCUUUAUGGUUUUUGCGACUGCACUUGAAGAAACUUUCAAAGUGCUUGAAACCCAUUAAGAAGGAAAGAAAUUCCACAAAUUAACUUUUAAGAAGGCACACCUGUUAAUUGAAAUGCAUUCCAGGUGACUACCUCAUGAAGCUGGUUGAGAGAAUGCCAAGAGUGUGCAAAGCUGUCAUCAAGGCAAAGGGUGGCUACUUUGAAGAAUCUCAAAUAUACACACUAUCGUUCAAAAGAUUGGGGUCACUUAGAAAUGUCCUUGUUUUCGAAAGGAAAAACAAUCAAAUUGAUCAGAAAUACAGUGUAGACAUUGUUAAUGUUGUAAAUGGCUAUUGUAGCUGGAAACAGCUGAUUUUUAAUGGAAUAUCUACAUAGGCGUACAGAGGCCCAUUAUCAGCAACCAUCAGUCCUGUGUUCCAAUGGCACAUUGUGUUUGCUAAUCCAAGUUGAUCAUUUUAAAGGCUAAUUGAUCAUUAGAAAAAUAUUUUGUAAUUAUGUUAACACAGCUGAAAACUGUUGUGCUGAUUAGAGAAGCAAUAAAACGGGCCUUCUUGAGACUAGUUGAGUAUCUGGAGCAUCAGCAAUUGUGGGUUUGAUUACAGGCUCAAAAUAGCCAGAAACAAAUAACUUUCUUCUGAAACUCGUCAGUCUAUUCUUGUUCUGAGAAAUGAAGGCUAUUCCAUUAGAGAAAUUGCCAAGAAACUGAAGAUCUCGUACAAAGCUGUGUACUACUCCUUUCACAGAACAGCGCAAACUGGCUCUAACCAGAAUAGAAAGAGGAGUGGGAGGCCCCGGUGCACAACUGAGCAAGAGGACGAAUACAUUAGUGUCUAGUUUGAGAAACAGACGCUUCACUGGUCCUCAACUGGCAGCUUCAUUAAAUAGUACCCGCAAAACACCAGUCUCAACAUCAACAGUGAAGAGGCGACUCUGGGGUGCUGACCUUCUAGGCAGAGUUGCAAAUAAAAAGCCAUAUCUCAGACUGGCCAAUAAAAAUAAAAGAUUAAGAUGGGCAAAAUAACACAGACACUGGACAGAGGAAGAUUGGAAAAAAGUGUUAUGGACAGACUAAUCGAAGUUUGAGGUGUUCAAAGAAGAACAUUUGUGAGACGCAGACCAAAUAAAAAGAUGCUGGAGGAGUGCUUGAUGCCAUUUGUCAAGCAAGGUGGAGGCAAUGUGAUGGUCUGGGGGUGCUUUGAUGGUGGUAAAGUGAGAGAUUUGUACAGGGUAAAAGGGAUCUUGAAGAAGGAAGGCUAUCACUUCAUUUUGCAACGCCAUGCCAUACCCUGUGGACGGCGCUUGAUUGGAGCCGAUUUCCUCCUACAACAGGACAAUGACCCAAAGCACAGCUCCAAACUAUGCAAGACCCAUUUAGGGAAGAAGCAGUCAGCUGGUAUUCUGUCUAUAAUGGAGUGGCCAGCACAGUCACCAGAUAUCAACCCUAUUGAGCUGUUGUGGGAGCAGCUUGACCGUAUGGUACGUAAGAAGUGCCCAUCAAGCCAAUCCAACUUGUGGGAGGUGCUUCGGGAAGCAUGGGGUGAAAUCAACAAAUUGACAACUAGAAUGCCAAAGGUCUGCAAGGCUGUAAUUGCUGCAAAUGGAGGAUUCGUUGACGAAAGCAAAGUUUGAAGGACACAAUUAUUAUUUCAAUUAAAAAUCAUUAUUUCUAACCUUGUCAAUGACUACAUUUCCUAUGCAUUUUGCUAUAUUUCCUAUUCAAACUCAUUUCAUGUAUGUUUUCAUGGAAAACAAGGAAAUGUCUAAGUGACCCCAAACUUUUGAACGUUAGUGUAUGUUUAACACUUUUUUGGUUACUACAUGAAUCAAUAUGUGUUAUUUCAUAGUUUUGAUGUCUUCACUAUUAUUCUACAAUGUAGAAAAUAGUAAAAAUAAAGAAAAACCCUUGAAUGAGUAGGUGUGUCCAAACUUUUGACUGGUACUGUACAUUUGACUGUGGUCAUGCAUCUCAAACAGUAAAUCCAUAGGUAACGGAAGGCAGGCUUCAUCAGCGAGUCACACCACUUUGCAAUGAGCUGGAGGCAGUAUGCAUUUUGAAAACAUAUACUUAAUUGUUUGAAACCUGAACAUUUUACUACAUAUUGUGAGGCAUGUCUUACCUUGCUUCAAAGUAGCCUAGCCAAAAUCAGAGCAUAUCCGUAGAGGCAAUUAUUUUAUAUCAACUUUCUUUCAUUGUCCAGUAGCCAAAGGAACAAUCCUAGUUAUAUUAGCAACCCAUGCUAGUUUUUGCAUAUUAGAUCUCCCCUCUUUCUAAAUUUCUAACGGCUAUUUUCAUCUGUCACAUGAAACCGCUCGCAUAUGGGGUACGCUUUUGACAACCAGUGUUUUCCCCGCUAAUUGCAUAAUGAACAUUCACGCGUAGCCUUUUUUAUGUAGGCUAGUCGUAAUAGUUGUAUGAAUUUGGGAUCUUUUGCGUGUGUGUCCUGUGUGUGUGUCCUGUGUGUGUGUGUGUGUGUGUGUAUGUGUGUGUGUGUGUCCAGUGUGUGUGUCCAGUGUGUGUGUCCAGUGUGCGUGUCCUGUGUGUGUGUGUGUGUGUCCAGUGUGUGUGUCCAGUGUGUGUGUCCUGUGUGUGUGUGUGUGUGUGUGUGUGUGUCCUGUGUGUGUGGCUCAGUUGCUAGAGCAUGGCACUUGCAAUGCCAGGUUCGUGGGGUCGAUUCCCACGGGGGACCAGUAUGGGGAAUAUGUAUGCACUCCCUACUGUAAGUCUCUCUGGCUAAGAGAGCGUCUGCUAAAUGACUGAAAUGUAAAUGUUUGUGAGAGAGAGAACACAGAAUAGGCUGAUGAUGUGAUCAGUGAUAGCAGCCUGUCUGGCAGGCUUUCUGCCUCACCUAAUAAGCCCUCUUCUGGAGUGUGAUAUGGCUGUGGUUCUCCUGAGUUGAGAAAGGUGAGGAAAAAGCCUGGUUCUAUAACUUCAACUCUGUUCUAAUGCAACACGGGCACACCAAAAGUUACACUUGCAUCAGAAGUUUAACAUCCUACAUUAGCCAGCCAUUGGCUAUGGUAAAUUCAUUAUCAGUGGAAGUGACCCUAAGUGCCUCAAUCUGUGCAGGCGAAACUGAGAAGGGAUCCAUUUUGCUCCGUGCUUUAAAGGUUCAGCGAAGGGGAAGAUCAAUAGAUAUCCCAUAGAGUUGUUUUGCUGCCGGCUUCAGGACAGUCCAAGUAGGACUGAAGAGUCUGGAAGUAGGGGAAGGGAGAGGGAACAUAGCUUUACUUUUUCUCUGCUUACUGGAGAUGUGGCUCAAUGGGUCACUGAACAUCUGAACAAACGGAAAAGCUUGACAGGUCCUGGAUUUCAAUUGGAUUGGAUUGGAUUUAGUUGGCCCGCGUUGUUUUGAAGAGUGUUGGAGAGAGGUGUGCGUACGCGUGUGCAUGUUGUUGUGUGUGCAUGUGUGUGUGUGUGUGUGUGUGUGUGUGCACGUUUCUGUGAAUGUGUGUGUGUUGGCUAAGAGCCCUCGUCAUAGCCCUCCCAGAGCAGCUAUUCGUGCGGCGUCACCCCCAGCUCAGGUCCCAGUGCUGUGGGUCACAGUAACUUGCUGAGAAAGAGAAGCACAGGCUCCGGUGUUCUGACCUGCUGGGCCGGGCGGUGUGUGUGUGUGUGAACCGUCAUUCUCCGUGACAUGGGAAAGGACUGGGAACCAGUUCACAGGGAAACGUUUCCUGUUCUGCCCUCUUUCUUACCUUUCAAUGCCUAUCUGGAGCCGCUUCCUGUCUCCAGCGCUAGCUCACUGCGCGUCACCCCGUCAGCCACUCCAUUGUCAGGAAGAAAGGCUUUGCUUACUACGUACACACUGACUGACUACACACAGACUCAGUACAGACUUCUUUCUUUCUUCAACUUGUACACCUCUCUUCUUCCUCUGUGGUCGUUGUUGAUUAGCUCAAUAUUUUCAGAAUAGCUUUUCCCCUUUAAUGAGAAGGUUUGAAUAAUGACUUGUUUGUUGUUGUGUCCGUGGAGUUCCUCUGGGCUCAAUGUUAUAAUGGAAGUAGUAAAUGGGAUUUUACAACUAAGAGUUUAGAUUUAUAUAUUUAUUCCCAGUGAAAUAUUGAUAUAUUAUAUAUUUUCAGCACUUGCAUUGACACCAAUGACACUUGCAAUAAAGCAAUGAUGUUUUGUUUUACGCCAAUGAAACACAACCUUUCACAGCUAGUGUUUAUUAUAAAUUCUAUUUUGAUAAAUACAUUUGACUGGUCAUGCUUAUCGGUCUAUAGGUUAAUUUGCAUCACUGAGUGGAAUUAGAUUGGCAUGUGUGUGCAGUAUAUUUGUUAUGUAUCAUAUUUAUCACACGUGUACAGCAUACAGAGACUGCCCUGUACUUUAUAAUGUGAAGAAAUAAUAGUUGAUCAAAAUGUUAAGGUAAACGUUCUGAUCUGUUGCAUCAGACUCAUUGCUUUUUAACAUUUCUUUAAUGUAGCCUAGGCCUACUGGUUGGAUGAAAUUGGGAUCUAUUGUGUGUGUGUGUGUGUGUGUGUGUGUUUGUAAGAAGGCGAUUGUGUGCCAUAAUCGUAACCCACUCGGGUAUUGAUUCACAUGUGCAAAUCUCUCUCUCUUUCUUUCUCUCUCUUUCUCUCACUCUCACUCUCAUUUCUUUCUCCAUCUCUCUCUCUCUCCAUCUCUCUCUCUCAUCUCUCUCUCGCUCUCUCUACAUCUCUCUCUCUCUCUCCAUUUCUUUCUCCAUCUCUCUCUCUCUCUCUCUCUCUCUCUCUCUCUCUCUCUCCUCUCUCUCUCUCUCUCUCCAUUUCGUUCUCCAUCUUUUUCUCUCUCUCUCUCUCCAUCUCUCUCUCUCUCUCCAUUUCUUUCUCCAUCUCUCGCUCUCUCGCGUCAUCUCUCUCUCUCGCUCCAUCUCUCUCUCUCUCUCUCUCGCUCUCUCUCUCCAGCUGUCUCUCCAUUUCUCUCUCUCUCUCCGUCUCUCUCCCACUCUAUCGAUCCAACCGUGUGCUCCUAGUUGGAGAGCUGAAAGGAACUAGGAUGGAUUUUGCUAAUCAAUAUAUGUAUACUGGAAUGGAAUGGAAUGGAAUGGUCUCUGUGUCCAACUUUGUCUCUGUCUGUGAAUUAGGCCUAUGGUUUUCUGAAGCUGUUAUACCGGCUAGGAUACUAACUCUGUCUCUGGUUGUGUUCCAGGUCUUGCCGUCGGCGACGUGCCAAAUAACCAGCCCAUAGGGAUCGUUCUGACGGUGCUCGGAGUGGUGGUGCUGGACUUCAGUGCAGACGCCACGGAGAGUCCCAUAAGGGCUUACCUACUAGACGUGGCGGACACCGAAGAACAAGACAUGGCCCUCAACAUCCACGCCUUCUCCUCUGGUACGACACACGUCUUAGUAGCAGGAUAUUUCCAUGCGCAUACCUAUGUCUGUAAUAUCUGUGAUAGGUUUGAUAGAUUGAAAAUUCUCAAACUGGAAAUGAUGUGUGUGUCUGCGCCAGGUUGUGGGGGAGCGGUGGGCUACGCGCUGGGCGGUCUGGAUUGGACCCAUACCUUCCUGGGAUCAAUCUUCAAGUCCCAGGAGCAGAUCCUCUUCUUCUUCGCCGCCAUCUUGUUCACCAUCUCGGUGGCUCUGCAUCUGUUCAGCAUCGAGGAGCAGCAGUACAGCCCCCAGCAGGACCGGCUGGACGAGGAAGCCGUCGCCGCCUCCUCCACUGCCAACAAGGUCAACGGCACCCUGGGGAAGCUCCACGGCCACAACACCCCACACAUGGAGUUCAUCAGAGAGGACGACAUCUACGACCCUUGCGACCGUUAUGAGUUCUACGGAGAGGGGGACCAGGACGGGCGCUCGUUGCGCGACAUGAACAUGGACUUCCUGGAUGUGGAGAUGGUGAGGUCCAAGUCUGACUCUGUGCUGCAAAUGGCCGAUGCCACACUAGAUCACCUGGACCACGAGACUCUGUUCCUGCGCCACAUCGAGCCCUCCAUCUUCGCCGACCGCCUGUCAUCCUACCACGGCUCUCCACCACGCCGCAGCAGCAGCACAGGUAGCCAGGACCUCCUCAAAACCUCCAAAAAGAUCUGCCGGCUGUCCCAGUUUCUGCAGGAGCAGGACCGUGAUGGGGAGGAGGAGCUGCUCAACAACCAGGUCAACGAGCAGAAGACACCCAACGGCCGGGCGCACGCCAACGGCUUGAGCCAGAGCGCCAACGGGCACGCCCGCAUGGUCAUGAAGAACUCGGCCAGCACCAACGCCUCCAUGCGGCGCCGCCGCCACAUCUUCUACCGCCAGCCGUCCUGCACCUUCUCCUACUACGGCCGCGUGGGCUCCCACCGCUACCGCUACCGGCGGGCCAACGCCGCGCUGCUCAUCAAGCCGUCGCGCAGCUUGAACGACAUCUACGAGGUGCAGCGGAGGCAGAAGAGGAAACAGCAGAACCCCAGAGCGCGCCACCAGUCGGGCAACACCAACUCCAGCGGGGACACGGAGAGCGAGGAGGGGGAGACGGAGACCACGGUCAGGCUGCUGUGGCUGUCCAUGCUGAAGAUGCCUCCAGAGCUGAUGAGGCUGUGUGUCUGUCAUCUCCUCACCUGGUUUUCCAUCAUAGCUGAGGCCGUCUUCUACACUGACUUCAUGGGCCAGGUCAUCUACCACGGAGACCCCACGGUAAGGCUACAGGGACUCCAGGGCCAUUGUGUCACGUUAUUAUAAAGCCAAUUGUAUUUAUUUUGGGCAUAAAUGUACAUAUUUGUAUUUUUUCCAUGUCUUCUGCAAAUAAAAAACUAUUGAUCACACAAAAAACUCACUCCCCACCAGAUUUUCCUGCCGUUCCUGGGAUUUGAACCUGCUAACCUCUGGUUGCUGGCCCGCCUCUCUAACGCCUGGGCUAUUAGCAUCACAUUCUCCUAACCUCUGGUUGCUCUGGGCUAUUAGCAUCACAUUCUCCUAACCAUUGGUUGCUCUGGGCUAUUAGCAUCACAUUCUCCUAACCUCUGGUUGCUCUGGGCUAUUAGCAUCACAUUCUCCUAACCAUUGGUUGCUCUGGGCUAUUAGCAUCACAUAUUAGUCUCUUUCUCAGUAACUAAGCUGAGUUGUUUUAUCUCCUCUCUCUCCAGGCUCCUGCUAACUCCACGGAUCUGCAGAACUACCACAGAGGAGUUCAGAUGGGCUGCUGGGGGCUGGUCAUCUAUGCUCUGACUGCCGCCUCCUGCUCAGGUCAGUGACCAGUCACUGAGUUGAAUGGUGGAUGAAAAGAAAGAUGGAUGGACGAAUGAGGGAACGAGUGAACAAAUAAAUGAAGUGACCAAUGAAUGAGCGCACAGUGCCCUGACACAGGCGUGUGCAGGCCGUGUGCUCUGAGGCAGCCAUAAAAACGGUUCUGAACAAUGUGCACACAGUCUUCAGCCAAUGUGCUAUCUAUCGCUCUGUUCGCUUCUGGAGGGUUAGACCAUGAUGAGCUAGUGAGCUGAGACGACCUGUACAAGUACAGUCAGACUACUCACAAAGAGCUGUACCGCAACCCAGGAUCUAAACACCCAGUGGAAAUGUACUAAUUGCUGGUCACUAAAAUCAUGGUGAAUGUCAUCUAGUUGAACCAUUGUAUGGAUAAACGAGGCCACAUGAAAUCUAGGUUUCUAGGUUCGGCCAAUGUGUUUUUGGGUCUGCAUCGCUUGGUCUUUGGGGUUUUAGGCUGGGUAUCUGUUGAACACUUUGUAACACCUGAUGACGUAAAAAGGGCUUUAUAAAAUACAUUUUUGAUUUGGCAUCUCCUUGUUUAUAUUCACAAAUGCUUAUAAACUAUUAUAUUCUGUUGUUGCAGCCUUACUGCAGAAGUACCUGGACAACUUUGACCUGAGCAUCAAGGUCAUCUAUGUCCUGGGUACGCUGGGCUUCUCCAUCGGUACAGCUGUCAUGGCCAUCUUCCCCAACGUCUACGUCUCCAUGGUGAUGAUCAGCAGCAUGGGCAUCAUCUCCAUGAGCAUCUCCUACUGCCCCUAUGCCCUCCUGGGACAAUACCAUGAGAUCAAAGAGGUAAGGAUCUAUACUAGUUAGUGCACACUGAUGUAACAGGUUAGUUAGUAGACACUGAUAUAACAGGUUAGUUAGUUACACACUGAUAUAACAGGUUAGUUAGUAUACACUAAUAUAACAGGUUAGUUAGUAUACACUGAUAACAGGUUAGUUAGUAUGCACUGAUAUAACAGGUUAGUUAGUAUACACUGAUAUAACAGGUUAGUUAGUAGACAGUGAUAUAACAGGUUAGUUAGUAGACACUGAUAUAACAUGUUAGUUAGUAUACACUGAUAUAACAGGUUAGUUAGUAGACACUGAUAUAACAGGUUAGUUAGUAGACACUGAUAUAACAGGUUAGUUAGUAGACACUGAUAUAACGGGUUAGUUAGUAUACACUGAUAUAACAGGUUAGUUAGUAUACACUGAUAUAUCAGGUUAGUUAGUAGACACUGAUAUAACAGGUUAGUUAGUUACACACUGAUAUAACGGGUUAGUUAGUAUACACUGAUAUAACAGGUUAGUUAGUAGACACUGAUAUAUCAGGUUAGUUAGUAGACACUGAUAUAACAGGUUAGUUAGUUACACACUGAUAUAACGGGUUAGUUAGUAUACACUGAUAUAACAGGUUAGUUAGUAGACACUGAUAUAACAGGUUAGUUAGUGCACACUGAUAUAACAGGUUAGUUAGUUACACACUGAUAUAACAGGUUAGUUAGUAGACACUGAUAUAACAGGUUAGUUAGUAGACAUUGUACUCGCAUCUCCUACUGGAUCAAAAUAUAAACCAGAUGAUGUUCAGAAGUCUUGGGAUUCACUUUUCAGAAGUCUUGGGAUUCACUUUUCAGAAGUCUUGGGAUUCACUUUUCACCCAGUGUGAGAACAUGAGAACAUGUUUCGUAACAUCCAAUUGGUAGUUACAGUCUUGUCCCAUCGCUGCAACUCCCCUACGGACUCGGGAGAGGCGAUCGUGGAGAGACAUGCAUCCUCCGAAACACGACCCUGCCAAACCGCACUGCUUCUUGACACACUGCUCGCUUAACCCGGAAGCCAGCCGCAUCAAUGUGUCGGAGGAAACACCGUCCAGCUGGCGACCGAAGUCAGCUUGCAGGCACCCAGCCCGCCACAAGAGCUCGAUGGGACAAGGAAAUCCCGUCCGGCCAAACUCUCCCCUGACCCGAACAACGCUGGGCCAAUUGUGCGCCGCCUCAUGGGUCUCCCGUCACGGCCGGCUGUGACACAGCCCGGGAUCAAACCCUUAGACCGCUGCGCCACUCAGGAUGCCUGCUUUUUUUGUUUUUAACAUGUCCCCACAACGUUUUGAAGUAAACAUACUGAGUGGACAUCUCAUUAAAUAUAGUUUGAAUCACAUACAAUAAACAGUAGUAGUAACUUCUGCCGAAGGAUGUUAUUGCAGACCUACACCCCAGAGGGCAGAUUGAAGAUGCCAACAGAUGGUGGUAAUGUUUAAUCUGCUGACUGUUAUGAUAAUCCCUAGGCUGUAUGCUGCUGUGUGUCAAUCCAUGAAAAGAUCCAGAAACGUUAACCUUUAUGUCACUAUACCGAGACUAAUAGAGCAUUUCAAUGCCAGAUGCCUUUAGAGGAUGCCAGAAUGGGUUAUACGCAGGUAUAAUAUCUAUAUCUACAUUGUUUUAAAUGAUGUAACAUUUAUUUAACCAGGUACACCUUGUAUAUUACAAUGACAACUUUGCAAUUAUUUUUACACCAUGCCUCUUCUCUCCCUCUAACCUCCCUCUCUCCCAGUACAUCCACCACAGCCCGGGGAAUUCCAAGCGGGGCUUCGGCAUCGACUGUGCCAUCCUGUCGUGCCAGGUGUACAUCUCCCAGAUCCUGGUGGCGUCGGCGCUGGGCGCAGCAGUGGACGCCACGGGUAGUGUGCGGGUCAUCCCCAUGGUGGCGUCCGGUGGCUCCUUCCUGGGUUUCCUCACCGCCUGGUUCCUGGUUAUCUAUCCAAGCCACGGCGAUGCGGAGGCCAAGGGCGAGCAGAAGGCUUUAACAGGGCCCGUGUCCGAUAACCGCGUCACGGAGAAACCCAGUGUUCUAAAACUGACCAAGAAAGGUGCCGCCGCCACUACGUGUAAAGUGGAGUGCGAGUCCUCUCUGUGAUUUGAUGUGAUCGGCAAUUAACCGGAAAGGUCGGAGCUUACUGUAACCAUAGCAAUGCAACGACAUCAACAAAAAAUUAAAAACGACAUUCCCUUUUUUACGACCGUAUCUGCUGAUGGCAUGGGCUUGACCAACCUGCUCUUUCUCAAAGACACACAUGGGCCAUGAUGUUUGAAGGUUUUGUUUUUACUUGUAUUUCAUUUAAUUUGGGGCCUGUCUCUCGCUCGUCGCGGUCUAAGGACUAUGGUGUGGCGAGGAGAGGACAGCCGUCUCUCCCUCUCAGGGCCACCAGGCGGUCCGACUGGACAGGACUGAUCAGGGGACAGUGGAUGCACACGCGACCGACCGACGUUCACGCGCUGAACUGGGAUCUCUGGAAAAAGACCUGCACUUUACUCUCGCUUCCAUUCAAGGGUCAAGAUAAAGAAAAGGACAGAGAGAAAUAUUAUAUUCUUCUAAUUGGGCGGCAGGUAGCUUAGUGGGUAAGAGCGUUGUGCCAGUAACCGAAAGGUCGCUGGUUCUAAUCCCCGAGCCGACUAGGUGAAAAAUCUGUCGAUGUGCCCUUGAGCAAGGCACUUAACCCUAAUUGCUCCUGUAAGUCGCUCUGGAUAAGAGCGUCUGCUAAAUGACCAAAAAUAAAUAAAAAUAAAAAUAAUAAUUAGUGAAUCAUUUGGAAAUACAGAAAAUUGCUCUCUGGAUAAGAGCGUCUUUUGAUUGAACAUGUUUAUUUAGUUUACUUUCCGCUAUAUAUUUUUGACAUUAUGUUGAGGAAGGACAUUGUUAUCACCAAACGGGCCAGGCCCGGUAUCAUUGACAGGGUUGAUGUUUUACUUUUGGACUUUUGGAAUGAGUUUGACACCCCUGUU
This is a messenger RNA of Coregonus sp. 'balchen', 13319 nucleotides long. The record is from the annotation of a GenBank genome assembly. NCBI's taxonomy places the organism in Eukaryota, Metazoa, Chordata, Actinopteri, Salmoniformes, Salmonidae.